Molecule: messenger RNA, 2638 nt
Organism: Corvus hawaiiensis (hawaiian crow)
Lineage: Eukaryota; Metazoa; Chordata; Aves; Passeriformes; Corvidae
Gene: CCR9
Product: C-C motif chemokine receptor 9
Exons: 2
Coding region: 1-1206 (401 amino acids)
Biological process (GO): immune response; chemotaxis; G protein-coupled receptor signaling pathway
Cellular component (GO): membrane
Molecular function (GO): scavenger receptor activity; chemokine receptor activity; chemokine binding
Source: RefSeq, a predicted model, not a curated record
AUGAGCACUGUGCCUAAACUCACAGAUAAGAAAGAGAAGUUGCAGGUCACACAUCCUGGCAAGAGUAGCCUGGAUUACUACAGGAAUGACAGCAUGGUGCUGUCCCUGUGUGAAAACCCAGUGAACAGCACAGACUUCAUGUGCGACAAGAGGCAGGUCAGGCAGUUCACUCAAGCCUUCCUGCCAGUGUUUUUCUGGCUCAUCUUUGCUGUGGGCACAGUGGGGAACACCUUGGUCGUGCUUGUCUAUUGCAAAUACCACUCCAGGAGGAGCAUGAUGGAUCGGUACCUGCUGCACCUGGCCAUCGCCGACCUCCUGCUCCUUUUCACCCUCCCCUUCUGGGCCAAGGCUGCUUCCGAUGGAUGGAUCUUCAAGGACUUCAUGUGCAAAGUCGUCAACAGCAUGUAUAAGAUCAACUACUAUGGCUGCAGCUUGCUUCUAACCUGCAUCAGCUUUGACAGGUACAUCAUUAUUGUCCAGGCAAUGAAAGCUAAAACUUGUAAGCGAAGGUGGCUCCUGCGCAGCAAGCUCAUGUGCCUGGCUGUCUGGCUGACAUCUGUGAGCCUGUGCAUCCCAGAAAUCAUUUACAGCCAGAGCAUGCAGGUGGGUGAUGUAACAGCUUGCAAAAUUAUGUACCCACCAAAUGUCAGCGUGAUCUUCAGAGUUACGGUCCUGGCCUUGAAAGUCAUCAUAGGAUUCUUCUUUCCUCUCUUUGUCAUGGUUAUUUGUUACGCCCUUAUCAUCAACACCCUCCUACAAGCAAAAAGAUCCCAAAAGCAGAAGUCACUGAAGAUCAUCACCAUGAUCAUCACUGCUUUCCUCCUCUCUCAGUUCCCAUACAAUAUUGUUUUGCUGGUCAAAGCCAUCAACACCUACACCGGGGUGGUGCACAGUUGUCAGGCUGCCAACCAGCUGGACAUUGGGCUGCAGGUCACCCAGAGCAUCGCCUUCCUCCACAGCUGCCUCAACCCCUUCCUCUACGUCUUCGCUGGUGAGCGGUUCAGGACGGCGCUGGGCAGGAUGAUACAAAGCUGUGGCUGCUGCUGGAGCAGGGGCCAGGAGCACUCCUCUGCCUGUGACAGCCAGGAGCACAGCUCAAACUUGUCCUUCGCCAUGCUGGGGAGGCGGCCGGUGAGGAACUCUCUCAUCCUCAGCACUCACUGGACCUCCUCUGGUGUGUCCCCUCCUUGCAAAGUCAUGUUGUAAGUUAGUCCUCACCCUCUCCUCUCCAGAGAAGCAUCAAACUCUUUGGAAAUCACCUGUAUACCCCAAAGAUUAUCCCAGAGGAGCAGGAAGGGUUGGAGGCCUGUCCUUGACGUGCAGGACCCAACCAAGGGUUGCUGGCUGAGAGGACAGGAAACCUUUGGCAGAUGGGAGCAAAAUGGAACCAUACUUGCUAUAAACAGAAGUGGUAGAGGUCAAAAGCUAUCUUUGUGACAGCUGUAAAUAGCUGGCCCAUCUGCAGCUCAGACCACAACCUGAAAUAACAAGUCUUGCAGGGAGGUGGUAAACCCAGCUAUGGCAGCAACAGAGGCAGAUGAAGCGUUCUGUCCAUAGGUAUAGAGCAGCAGGAGGGGGCUCAGCCUUCGUUCCCCUGUGAGGGUGGCCUGACUUGGGAGCCCUGCCAGAUUCCUACACAGAUCCCCUCCCCUCUAAAGGAGAACAGCAUUUAGCUCUGACACUGGUUUGUUGCAGUGAGAAAAUGCUGCUCUCUUUGGCUCCAUAGGUGGCUUUUCUUGCAAAGAAAGGCCAGUAGUUCACAUAUAUGAAGUGCAGAAUGUGAUCUGUCUUUCUCCUGUAUUUUAGCUGUGUGAUGUCAGGUGUGAUGGCUCCCGUUUUGAUACUGGAAACAAAUCACCCCUCACAAUGAAAAUAUAAGGGCUUCAGAGACAUUGAGUUGUCUGUCCCAAGGAUAUUUGCUGUAUGGUGCAAAGCUGUCAUAAAUCAGAACACAAAAACCAAAUCCAUGGUUCAACUGACAGCCAGUUAUGCAACAAUAUCUCUGGAAAAUAUAUUUAACCUAGGGCCCGCAAGACAGGGAGUAAUUAAGUAUCAAACCUGAUGAAAUUUGGAAUGAGACAUCAGUUUGUGGAGGCUGCCAUUCCCAAAAGUGGUGUGCUGUAAUGCACCCCCCAAAACCCGAGCCCACAAGGGCAUCAUUUAUCUGUUCCCCCUCGCUCAUCCCCUCACAGGGACGUGGCAUCGCCUGUCCUGCCUGACCACAGCCUGCACCUCUCACUCUUCAGUUGCAGGUUGUAGUGCUCUGGCGGCUUUGUUUUAAAUAAUUUCAUUUAACCUGGUUUGCCUUCUGGUAAUUAGCUCUUCCAGGGGAAAAAGGGUUGUCAUUGUGCAUUUUUCAUUAAAGCAUGUCGAUAAAUAAGAGCUUUCUGCAAAGUUUGGUGCCACUUUUCUAGCUAAUAGGGUACCACUGGGCAGAUGGGGUUCAAGUGUAGGAACCCAGAGUGCCGAGAAUAUUUCUCUGCCUGUUUUUAAGGGUUCUUACUCCCCUGAACAACACUGUUUUAACCUCCAACCUUGGAAAAAAUUACCAACGGUCAGACAGAACUAGAACAUACAGUGGUGUGACUUAGGUGAUAGACUAUUAUGUAAGAUUGUCACAGGGUAAAAAUUUAGAGAU